This is a messenger RNA of Paraglomus brasilianum, 1377 nucleotides long. Lineage: Eukaryota; Fungi; Glomeromycota; Glomeromycetes; Paraglomerales; Paraglomeraceae. The record is from the annotation of a GenBank genome assembly.
AUGUCCGUGGUCUGCAGAGAUUUGCUACGUUUGUUGGAUAGCGAAAAGAAUUACGAUGUCCUUCUCUGCGUGGGUGAGGAAGGACAUACAAAAGAGUUCAAGGCACAUUCGCUCAUUCUAUGUGCACGUUCGACUUAUUUUGCUGCUGCUUUCGGUGAAGAAUGGGCAAAGAAAGAAGAUAAUAAGUAUAUUCUCAACAAACCAAAUGUGACUCCUGCCACUAUGGAUUUCAUUCUGAGAUAUUUGUACGGUGGCGUGGUCGAUUUUGGGUCCCAACGUGCAUCAGUUGUUCUUGAUGUAUUGAUGGCUACAGACGAGUUGGAAUUAUUGGAACUAUUGAAUGAUGCACAGCUGUACAUUAUAGAGAAGAAAGAUGAAUUCUUAAACGAUAAUCCGGUUAAAAUUCUUAGGAAAAUCUGGCUCCACGAAGCUUUUAUUCCAUUACGUAAUAUUUGCAUCGACAUCAUAUGUAAACAGCCCAGUAUUCUGUUUGACUGUGAUGAAUUUUGUAAAAUACCGGAAUCCAUCUUAAUGCACUUUCUUCAAAGAGAUGACUUGGACUUACCGGAAGUAUUCAUCUGGCGCAGUAUUCUAGAAUGGGGCGUAGCACAAAAUCACGAGUUAACUUCGGUGAAUAAUUCCAGUAACUGGACGAAGGAUGAUUUUGUAACCUUGGAAAAAACGUUGCAUCAAUGUCUUCGUCAUGUUAGAUAUCAUUCUUUUCAGCCACAAGAAUUUUGUGAGAGCGUCAUGCCGUACAAAAAAUUGAUACCUAAAGAUAUUAGAGCCGAUAUCAUUCGCUAUUAUAUGGUUCCAGAAAAGAAUACGCCUCAAUGGAAGCAUCGAUCAGGCACGAAAGAUCAUAGUAUAAAAAUCGACUCUCUCGUCAUAAAAGUAACACAACUUGAUUUAAUUUCCUUGUGGAUCGACACAAACCAAUAUUUUGCGCAUAAGAGAUUUCGAUACGAAUUAUUGCUUCGAGGUACAAGAGAUGGCUUUGAUAAUGCCACAUUCCAUAAUCUCUGUGACUAUAAGGGGCCAACGCUGAUUGUCUGUAAGCCUAGCUCGGGUAAUGCAAUCAUCGGAGGUUACAAUCCUUUGGAUUGGACCUCCAACGGGACAUACGGAAACACCGACAGAAGUUUUUUGUUUCAUAUCAAAGAUAUUAAUGACCUCAAUUCCGCGCAGAUCGCUCGUGUCACUAAUAACGUAUACGCUGUGUAUUAUUGUGCUUCGUAUGGUCCAUGUUUUGGUUGUGCAUCAGACUUAGUUACAAGCAAUACUAAUUGGUCAUCAAGCACUAGUUGUUAUCCCAGUAUAGGAAUACCUAAUAGUUUUACUAUCCAAGAAUAUGAAGUUUUUAAAGUGAUUAGCUAA